Cyclopterus lumpus (lumpfish) is the source of this 1051-nucleotide messenger RNA. It is a transcript of the gene six6a, whose product is annotated as SIX homeobox 6a. Gene Ontology annotation, biological process: eye development; regulation of transcription by RNA polymerase II. The transcript has 2 exons. The record is from RefSeq and is a predicted model, not a curated record. Lineage: Eukaryota; Metazoa; Chordata; Actinopteri; Perciformes; Cyclopteridae. Gene Ontology annotation, molecular function: RNA polymerase II cis-regulatory region sequence-specific DNA binding; DNA-binding transcription factor activity, RNA polymerase II-specific. Bases 17 to 754 code for a protein of 245 amino acids. Gene Ontology annotation, cellular component: transcription regulator complex; nucleus.
CACAGGAGAAGCCUCCAUGUUUCAGCUGCCCAUCUUGAAUUUCAGCCCCCAGCAGGUCGCCGGGGUCUGCGAGACUCUGGAGGAGAGCGGGGACGUGGAGCGCCUCGGCCGCUUCCUCUGGUCGCUGCCCGUCGCGCCAGCGGCCUGCGAGGUCCUCAACAAGAACGAGUCGGUGUUGAGGGCCCGGGCAGUCGUCGCCUUCCACACCGGCAAUUUCCGUGAACUCUACCACAUCCUGGAGAACCACAAGUUCACCAAAGAGUCGCACACGAAGCUGCAGGCGCUGUGGCUCGAAGCGCACUACCAGGAGGCUGAGAAGCUGCGGGGACGCCCGCUGGGGCCGGUGGACAAAUACAGGGUGCGGAAGAAGUUCCCCCUGCCCAGAACCAUAUGGGAUGGAGAGCAGAAAACCCACUGCUUCAAGGAGAGAACCCGGCACUUGUUAAGAGAAUGGUAUUUGCAGGAUCCCUACCCAAAUCCCAGUAAAAAGAGGGAGCUUGCACAGGCUACAGGACUUACGCCGACACAAGUAGGAAACUGGUUUAAAAAUCGCAGACAAAGAGACAGAGCAGCGGCUGCAAAGAACAGGCUGCAGCAGCAGGUCCUGUCCGGCGGCUCGGUUCGCUCCCUGGCGGACGAGGACGGCACCGUGGACCGCCUGGGGAACUCAUCCAGUCCGGAGGCCAGUCUGUCCAGCAAAGCAGCCGCCUCGGCCAUCUCCAUCACCUCCAGCGACAGUGAAUGUGACAUCUGACAGCGUUGAUGAAUUAAAGGCGGAUACGAGUGAAAGACAAUCCGAUACAAACAAGUCCUAGUGCCUGCGUUGAGUACAAAACACACACACACAAACUGAUAUUUGACGGGUGCCAAAACAUGAGGGGAUCUGUGAUCUGCGGCGGAAUACCCGUCCUUUUCCUUUUAGGCCUACAUUUUUUUUUUUUUGCGUUUUACCCACGUGUGGAUAACUGAACUUAAUAUGGACGAAACCUAUUUGACGGACUAAUAAACCAACGCCCCGAGAUGAAAAGUUAAAAGAAGAAGAAGAAAAAAA